Molecule: messenger RNA, 2182 nt
Organism: Cladocopium goreaui
Lineage: Eukaryota; Dinophyceae; Suessiales; Symbiodiniaceae
Source: the annotation of a GenBank genome assembly
CCUUGGAAUGGACUGGGUGCAAUUGAGCUCAGCGAUCCAUCCGCCAAGGGUGCUACAAACCCCAGCCGCUGCAAUGAUGUUUCAGCGGCAGGCAUUCAGCUCAUUCCAACGGACCUGGGCACAUGGAGGAGCGCCAGUAUUUGUGGGCAUUGCCAUGCUGCUCACUGUGAGGAUGCCAUGCAGACAGCUUGGGACUAGAUCUGAGUCAGGCUGGUGGCCAGGGAAACUGCAAAAAUUGCCACACCGUCAACCGUGUCGGCCCUGUCGCUAUAUUGCACCACAUGGCCAAGGUCUAUCUGUAGAUAGUGGGGCUGGGCAGCCACCAUUGACUGGCUCGACCAGCUCGACCAGCUCGACCAGCUUCGGCCAGGGUCCCAUUUCAGCCAUUGAUCAGCCCCUGAAGCAUUGGGAGCUUCAGAUACACGGCCUGGUGGUAGUCAUGAUAAGCAUGGAAUAUGUCACCUCGGCCGAGUUGCAAGAAGAAACACAGGCCCUUGCCUACGCUGACUGGGGAUACUAUGAGCGAUGGGGCGUGGCAUUGGCAAAGGUCCUGCUUCGCAAAGGUCUCCUAGAUGUACCGGAUUUGGGUCGGGCCCUAGGAGUGUACAACACCACUGAGUGCCAGGACUGUGAGUUUGACAUUGGAGAGAGGGUUUGGGUCAAGCAAAGUUGGCCUGGUCAACCUUCAUCAAUGUGGAGGCGCCCUCACCUGUCAGUUCCAGGCAAGUUGGAGGCUUUGGAAGGCAAGGUGGUGCACAAGCUCGGCAUGAGAUCAGAUCCCAAUUUCUUAAAAUUCUUCGAAGAUCUUGGCUUCACUGGCGCCAAAAACUCUGAGCAUUGCUACUCGGUUGAAUUCGCGCCCAAGACACGGACGAUUUGCAUUGAGGUCUUCCAGAGCUGGCUUCAACGAGAGGUUUCCAGCUCAAGUGGCGACAUCCCUUCAACUGGCACAGCCAAGCCCUUGAAGUCGCCUGUGAAGGCUCCUAAGCGUCGAUCCCUGAAGCAGACGUUGAAGACCAUGGUCCAAGACAUGCACGAUGCUUCCGCCAUGCAGGUCCUGCAGCUUCCGCAGUCACCUGCCCAGCGUCACCAGGAUGAGGACCGUAGCCGCCCUGGCGGUCCUGGUCCUCCUAGCCGCCCGAUGAGCCAUGAAGAUCAUGACCAUUCGGACCAUUCGCACCUUUCUCGUGCAGAGGUGGAGCAAGCAGCAGUCGACAAGGAGGGCUGUGAGGUGCCUGGACAACGACUUGCUGAAGCCUUGUUGGAGAAUCUCGUCCACAAAGGGCUCAUUGCCGGAACAGCAGUGGCUCGAGCGAUUGAAGUCAUUGAAUCAUUGGGGCUGCAACCUUUGGGACCUCGUGUUGUCGCACGGGCGUGGCUGGAUGAAAACUUCAAAAGACGACUGUUGGAGGAUGCCAAUGCCGCCAUCCAAGCCUUGGAUGAAGCCAACUCAGCCAACUCCAAUCAUGUCAAGGUUAAAGUGGUGGAGUCAACGGAGAAGGUUCACAACUUGGUGGUUUGUACACUGUGUUCCUGUUAUCCUGUGAGUCUUUUGGGCUUAUCUCCAUCAUGGUACAAGUCACGCGAGUACCGAAUUCAGGCAGUAGAAAGGCCCAAGGAGCUUCUGAAGGAGUCUUUUGGACUGGAAAUUCCUUCGGAUGUUGACGUUCAGGUGCACGACUCGAACUCGGAGUUGCGACAUGUUGUCCUUCCCAGAAGGCCAGCAGCGACUGAAGGCUGGUCCGAGGAGGAGCUCAUAGCAUUGGUGACGCGUGAUACGAUGAUUGGUGUCGCAAUACCUGAAGCCUGAGGUGUUCUGCGUUGUACUUCCGCAAGGGCUACUGACGCUGCUGGCAAAUGCUGCCAAGGAUUUGCCGACUUCUUUGCCUUUCUGAUCAAAAUGGUCUCAGACUGGUCGCAGCCCGAUUUCAGCCACAGACGGUUCGCGGUGAGAGCUGGAGCGAGGAAUGCCCAAAGGCACUGGAGCACGUAUCUUAUGGCAGUUUGCAGAAAGGGGAUGAAAGGGGACUAACACCGGUUGCCCUUAUCGCGAUAGUACUGGCUAUCGGCAUGCGCCAGCACCACAGGGUGAGCUGCCAAUGAAGAAGUGAGUAGGAUAGAAGACAUUAGAAGAGACGAGUUUCAAAACUGCUUGGAGUGGAAGUCGCGAUCAGUUUGAAAA